AAGCACGGAAAUAACUAACAGCUGUUCUACAAUAUUCCGUCGGGCAACUCAGGUAGCAGCUGUGUACGAAUGAACACGCAGCCGUUUUCCUUGGAACUGCGAUUGUUUGGACAUUGAAUAGUGGCUUUCUCAUUGUUUUAUCUCCUUUGUGUUAAUCAACAAAUCCGGAAUUUCGAUUUCAACGAAUCAAACAUCUUCUGUUAGUGCUGGCGUUAGGCAGACGCGUUACGUUUCAUCCAUGAUCAGGAGAUAUUAUGUUUACCAAAAUUAAUUCGUUGUUAUUGUGAUUCGAGACUAUUUGAAAUGCCUCGUGAAUACGUGGAUCGCGAGGAGAGUUCCAUAGUGUUAUGUCAAUAGAAUAUCUACGUGUAGAUAGCAGUUUUAAUUAUCUCAGUGUUGUUAGAUUAAUACUUAAUAAUUAUGUCUAGUACGGUACCGACGAGUUCUGCAUUGAGGGCUUUGGCCUUAGAAUAUAAGAGCCUACAAGAAGAACCCGUGGAAGGGUUUAGAGUGAAAUUAUUGGGUGAGGACAAUUUAUUUGAAUGGGAGGUUGCAAUUUUCGGGCCACCAGACACGCUUUACCAAGGAGGAUAUUUCAAGGCUCAUAUGAAAUUUCCACCGGACUAUCCAUAUUCUCCACCAUCUAUAAAGUUCCUGACUAAAGUUUGGCAUCCGAAUGUUUAUGAGAACGGCGAUCUCUGCAUAUCAAUUCUUCAUCCCCCCGUGGACGACCCACAGUCUGGUGAACUGCCCUGCGAGCGUUGGAACCCCACCCAGUCCGUGCGCACGGUGCUGUUGUCCGUGAUCUCGCUAUUGAACGAGCCGAACACCUUCAGCCCGGCUAACGUGGACGCCAGCGUCAUGUACCGCCGCUGGCGCGAGUCCAAGGGCAAGGAUAAGGAGUACGAAAAUAUUAUCAGGAAACAAGCCCAAGUGGCUCGUAUGGAGGCUGAGAAGGAAGGUAUAGUGGUGCCGCUCACCUUAGAAGAUUAUUGUAUUAAGACACAGGUCAAGUCCUCGACACAGGAACCGCAGCUGGAUAUGACUGAUUUCUAUGACGACGAUUACGAUGAUCUGGACACGGAUUCCGAAGGCGAGCUUGGAGGUGAGGAUGGAGACGACAGCGGCAACGGGGAGUCGUGAUACAACGGAGAUCUCAAGCGGACGGACUAUACACAUAUGAAGUAUAGCACACACGGAAUAUACGGCAAGCGGACGAGACAUCAUACAAAGCGGACUCUAUGAAUAUAUUACAAUAUAUUUUAAUUCAGUCCACUCGGUUUAUAUAUCGUGUGGACUAUAAUACAUUUGAUUUAAAAGUUAUCGCAAUAUAAUCGUUGUUUUAAAAAUUCAUUUUCUCGAAUUCUAGCUGUCUCAUUGUAGGGCUAUUUGAUUUAAAAUAGACGAUUGUUUUCGAUAAACAUGCUCUUUAAACUGAUAGUAGCAUAUAGUCCACAUGGUAAAUACCAAGUGAACUAUUCGUAAUAUUAACAUACUUCCAAAACUUGAGGAGACCAUUUUAAACUACUAAACCCCUUUCAUAGUCAAUUCGACUUAUCUAUUGAGUUUUUAAUACUAUUAUAGGUUCAGCAAAAUGUAUCUAAAGUUUGUUUAAGGUUUUUUUAAAAGGCAGAGCUGUCAUUUAAUAGGGUUGUCUUUAUUUCCAUUACAAUAUUUUCAUCGUAUUCAUUUGUAUUUAUAUAUCAAUAGUAAAAGGUAGAAUAUUAUGUUAUUUUAUUUUUUUUAAAGACAAUCCUAUUAAUAUAUAACCCAUCUGCUUAACAAAUGCCAAUAAAUGUUUAUAGAAAUAGAUUGUAACUUAAGUUUAUCCAAUUUGUACUUGUUUGGGUCGAAUUGAUACAAUAUAUGACAUGGCUUAGAAUUUUUAACAAUAUAAAAAGUAUUUUGUAUAUUUCUAUCUAAUAUUUUCGAAUAGUAAUGUUUCAUAAACAAAUAAUUGGUAGAUUUCAAGUACAAAUUGGCAAUUAACUAAUCAACGAUGUAGGUUUUUAGUGAGGAUAUAACUGUGCAUGUUGUUCGAUGUAGUAUUUAAAUGUAUCAUUUAAAUAAUCAUUUAGUAAUAUGAGAUACAUAAAGCACUGCCAAAAUUUCUUGUCAUCGGAUCAAUAGAGCCUGUUUAAAUGAAAUUUUGUAAUAUUUUUUGCUGAUAUUCUAAUUCUUGCCAUUCUAAAACCCACAGUAAAUGAUAUAUUAAAUAGAAAAUAUUUAUAUUUUUCUCAAUAAUACUUAUAGUCCUUUUGAAUAGUCCGUACCGCUUAUAAUGUAUAGAUUAAUUUCAUUUAUAAGUAAUUUCUAUGAUGAUUUAUUAUUAGUUCUCUUGUAAUAGGGCCUAUUUUAAAUAUCAGUAAUAAUUUUUUAAUCAAUUUCUGUCAUUUGCUUCUAUUCUCGUGUUAGUUUGAUUAUAGCUUUUUAGUAAACUUAAUUUUGUUUCAUUUAGUUUAACAUAUCUUAUAAACAAUGUAAAUAAUAAUGAGUUCAUUUGCUAUUACGAUGUGUACAGUCUAUAAAUAGUAGUGUUCAUUGUUCUUACAAAGGUAUGCUCAAAUCAAAGGUGUAUGAUAUUUGGAGUCGUUUCAUACAAUGUAAGUUGUAAUCAGAAAGUACAUUCAUAUACCUAUAUACCUUAGUGUUACUUAAACGAAAUUAUAUAAGUAAAUAUUAUAAUGUAAAUUAAGCUAAAUUUAACAUAACAUACAAUAUCAAACACUUUCAACAUAUUAUUGUAUGACUUAAAUGUUUUGCUUAGUAUUUUAACCUAAAAAAAAAAUAUUCCGCUUCAAAUAAAAAAUGUCACUGUCAUCUUGACAUUUUGUAUAAAAAAAUAUAUUCAGUGAUAUUGAAUACAUUAUAUUCACUAAAGUUUAGGCUCAUAAUGCCGUUGUUUAAGAAUUUGAAAUGAAUUCUGUAUGUAGUGUUUAGACUUUAUACUUUCAUAUGUAUUUUUUUUUCUAUCCCCGUAGAAUUUAAAGUUAUGCGAACUAAACAUUAGCGUAAACCUUGAAUUUGUAAUAAUAUCGUCCGGAAUCUAUUGCGUUACAUAGAAUAAGAAUUCGCAUUAAGUGGUUUGGAAAUUAUUGUAGGACGUCACGAGAAAUGUUAAUUACAUAAUGAUAUUCAAUAAUAAAUGGCAUGUGUUUGAAUGCGUCA
Messenger RNA from Danaus plexippus (monarch butterfly), 3168 nucleotides. Its product is annotated as ubiquitin-conjugating enzyme E2 R2-like. The transcript has 5 exons. The record is from RefSeq and is a predicted model, not a curated record. Gene Ontology annotation, biological process: protein polyubiquitination; ubiquitin-dependent protein catabolic process. Gene Ontology annotation, molecular function: ubiquitin conjugating enzyme activity. The coding region runs from base 421 to 1143 and encodes 240 amino acids. Lineage: Eukaryota; Metazoa; Arthropoda; Insecta; Lepidoptera; Nymphalidae.